UUUUUUUGCUGCAAGGAAAAUAAUAAAUAAAAAUAUAAGAAAAAUAAAAAAUAUCAUAACUGAAUGAACAAUUAAACAAUUCAAUUGCUAUGGACGACUUAGCGCGAAAAUUAAUUUCUGGAAGUUGUAAUUUUAAAGAUACUCUUCAAAUAUUUAUCAAAAAAUAUGAGGACAGAACUAUGAAUGAAAGAAUAUGCGAUAACCAGUUACGAGAAGAAACCUGGAAGAUAUUAUUUAAAUAUUUAUCUAAAUCAGAGUACGAAUCUAUGCAUCUUAAUUGUUUAACUACAUUACGUAUACUUAGUCGAGACAAAACUGAUUUAGAUAAAAUCGUUAGUAAAGAAAUGGUAACAUUGUUAUUACAACUUGCAAAAUUGGAUUGUCAAAAUAAUGAAGAACAGGAUCAAUCUACUAAUGUUCCAAUAGAAUCUGCUAAAGUACUCUGUAAUUUAUUGUAUCAUAGUUUUAAAGUACGAGAAUGUUUGGUAAUAGAAAAGAAUUGUUUGGAAAAUUUGAUUAAUCGUAUCAACAAGUAUGAUUCCAAUUCGUCACACGAAAUGAAAUUGUUCGAUAUUAAAAUGUUAUUUAUAUUAACUGCAUUAAAUACACCAGCAAGAAAUACAGUUAAAGAAUUAAAUGGCGAUACUUAUUUGCUUAAUAUGUUGAAUGAAUUAUUGGAACAAUAUAAAUCUAAUGAAUCAUUUUCUAUCAAGAAUGAGGAUAUAAUUUUAAUUUGUGACAUUUUAAAAGUUUUAUUUAAUUUAUAUAUACAUUCUGAAGAUUCAGUGAUAGAAGAACAAGAAAAUAAUAAAAAAUUAACAACGUCUUUGUAUACAUAUUUAUAUAAUAAAAAUUGGUCAAAUAAUAACGAUCUUGUAAGCAAUGUUAUCAAUUUAUUGACUGCUAUACCUCUAAACAAUUAUAUACAAAUGAUGCAGUCUAGCGAAAGCAACAACGACGAUAAUAUUUUAUUAUAUCAGAAUACUGAUGUUACGACAAUAUCCGUCAUAUUAGAAUUUUUAGAUAAUAAAUUAAAUUAUACGGAAUUUCAAUUAGAGAAUCUUUCUCCAGUCGUUACUGUUCUCAUUAGGCUGAUAAAAGCAGACAAAUCUGUUCGAAAAUAUGUACGAUUACAGGUUUUACCACCAUUGAAAGAUGUAAUGAAACGUCCAGAAGAGGGAACAACAUUAAAAGCUAAAUUGUGUAAACUUUUAACAUCUCCUAUCACCAAGUUACGUGACAUUGUUGCUGAAUUUCUUUUUAUACUUUGCAAGGAAAAUGUUAGCCGUAUGGUAAAGUACACUGGAUAUGGGAACGCAGCAGGUAUGUUUGCUAAUAAAGGAUUAUUAGGUCGUAAUCAAGAAAAGAUAUCAUAUUCUGAAUCUGAAGACAGUGAUACUGAAGAAUAUUUAAAAUACAAAGAACAAAUAAAUCCAGUAACUGGUUGUUAUGAGAAAGCAAAACCAAAUCUUUUGGAUGGUAUGACGGAUGAACAAAAAGAAUACGAAGCUUUACAGCUUGUUAAUCUCGUAGAUCAAUUAACGAGRGGAGGAUUAGUGAAACCAUGUCGUAUUGGAGAUGAUGGUAAACCUAAACCUAUAGAACAUGUUUUAGAACUGCAAGAUGAAUUACCAAAACAACAAUAUAGACGAGAAUCAGAUUCAGAUUAAUUAUUUAUUAUUGAAAGAAGGAGAAAAGAGGUGUAAUUAUUAUAUAUGAUGUAUAUUAUCUAUAAUAUUAAGGAAUUUAAUAAUAAAUGUUUCAAAUAAAAUAUUAAUUUCAUUUAAUUAUGAAAGAUGUGAUAUAAUGAAUCCCUGUAUAAACACACAUAUAUACUUAGUCGACACAUAU
Molecule: messenger RNA, 1851 nt
Organism: Polistes dominula (European paper wasp)
Lineage: Eukaryota; Metazoa; Arthropoda; Insecta; Hymenoptera; Vespidae
Gene: ric8a
Product: ric8 guanine nucleotide exchange factor A
Biological process (GO): G protein-coupled receptor signaling pathway
Cellular component (GO): cytoplasm
Molecular function (GO): G-protein alpha-subunit binding; guanyl-nucleotide exchange factor activity
Source: RefSeq, a predicted model, not a curated record